AUGCGUUACGCCUUAUUGCUUCAUCUAGCCUUAUCCGCCCCGGCAUGGGCCUCACCAGUAGUAGGAAGAGCUGAAGAGCUUGUCAGCUGCUUGAGAUCCUCCCUGUCACCUCAAGCAUCUAUCGUUUUCCCUGAUGACCCAAGCUUCGCGAAUGAUACAGUUCGGUUCUCAUCAUACCACGAACCUACAUUCAGACUCGUCUCACUGAUAGCCAAUGAGGAUGAUGCAAGAGCCUCGAUAAUCUGUGCUCAGAAGACUGAAACCGAAUUCCUAUUCACUAAACCUGGUGCGCAUGGGAUAUAUUCUGGCUUCGAUCGUUUGAAAAAUGGAUUGCAGAUCUCUACUGCGAAAUUCGACAAGAUAGAAGUUGAGGCGACUAAGAAUAUCAUGACCGUCGGGGGGGCUGUAAGGUUCAAUGAUGUAAUUAAUGAUUUAUAUGCGGUUGGAAAAAACAUUCCUGUUGGAAGUAGCCCCUGCGUGGGAAUACUCGGUGCAGCACUGGGGGGUGGUAUUGGACGACUGGAGGGAUUGUAUGGCCUCAUUGCUGAUAGCCUCCUUUCCGUACGGAUCAUGCUACCGAACACGACUGUGGUCGAGGCCUCUAAAGUUGCGAACCCUGAGCUGUUCUGGGGUAUUCGUGGUGCUGGAGUCAACUUCGGGUUCGUUUUGAAUGCUACGUUCCAAAUUUACGACUUACCACUAGGAGGCACAACCUUCAGCGCUGAUUUCGAAUUUCCUCUCGACGCCAUGAAGGACCUUUUCCAAUCCUUUAAAGAGGGGGCUGCAUCCAUGCCCCCACCACUGUGUAUAUCUACGUAUAUGACCUGGAGCGAUACUUAUAACGCGACGACGAUGAAGGUCAACGCUGCAUAUGCUGGCCCACAGAGCGACGGACGUAAGGCUAUACGGUUCUUUAGCGAUAUACCGGCCCUUCGUCAAAACUUCACGGAUGUACCAUGGAACCAGUUAUUGGAUAGUGCCUUCUUUGUCAACGGGGAUCAAAGUGCAGAGACGUGCGGAGUGGACUACGGCUCGAGGUCCUCCUCUGGCGCUGCGUUUAAUGAAUUGACCGUUGAGGCCCACGUCAGGAUGACGGAGCUGUUCAAUUAUAUGGUCACCAAGUAUCCGCAAAUGAGAGGAAGCGAUAAUAGCAUGUACCUCUGUGCUACACAGGCAGUUAGAGCUUUAUCAAAUGAUGCCACCGCGUACCCGUGGCGUCAAGCUUUGGGUCACCAAACGUGGGGGAUAGUUUACCCAGAAAACACGACUGAUGCGACGAUUGAGUAUUUACCUCAGAGGCUACGUGCUACUAUUGCUGAUAGCGCCGGCACCGAUGGCCUAGCAACGUACAUUGGCUUCUCGCGCGGAGACGAGCCGCUAGAAUCUCUAUUCUCAGCAGAACAUCUUCCCCGGCUCUCCGCAUUGAAGAAGAAAUAUGAUCCGCAAGGUCUAUUCAACGCAUAUCAUCCACUCCCAACCAGCUACCCCUGA
Daldinia childiae is the source of this 1491-nucleotide messenger RNA. RefSeq names its product 6-hydroxy-D-nicotine oxidase. Bases 1 to 1491 code for a protein of 496 amino acids. The record is from RefSeq and is a predicted model, not a curated record. The transcript is spliced from 5 exons. NCBI's taxonomy places the organism in Eukaryota, Fungi, Ascomycota, Sordariomycetes, Xylariales, Hypoxylaceae. Gene Ontology annotation, molecular function: oxidoreductase activity; FAD binding.